ACCUUCCGUGCGCUCUGACGCCGGGCCGCUGAGCACUGUGGGAAAGAAGAUGGCGCCCAUGCAGCAGGAGUGAGGAACGGGCCGGCUUCCUGGAGACUGUAUCUAGCUGUGUUGGGAUAGGGAAGUGUGACAUUGCCGGGAGGUUAGACCCGGAGCUGAGAGGAGCCGAGGCAGGUGUAAGUUCAGCGGGAUGUUGACACUGGCAAGCAAGCUCAAGCGGGACGAUGGGGUGAAAGGAAGCAGAGCUUCCACUGCAACUUCUGACUCUUCUCGCAGAGUGUCCAUCCGUGAUAGAUUGCUUAUAAAAGAAGUAGCAGAACUUGAAGCAAACCUACCAUGUACGUGUAAAGUGAAUUUCCCUGACCCCAACAAAUUACAUUAUUUCCAGCUGAUGGUGAGCCCAGAUGAGAGUUAUUACCAAGGUGGCAAGUUCCAGUUUGAAGUUGAGGUUCCAGAAGCCUAUAACAUGGUGCCUCCUAAAGCGAAGUGUUUAACAAGGAUCUGGCAUCCGAACAUCACAGAGACAGGUGAAAUCUGUUUAAGUUUGCUGAGAGAGCACUCCAUAGAUGGAACGGGCUGGGCCCCAACUCGAACUUUAAAGGAUGUUGUAUGGGGAUUGAACUCCUUGUUUACAGAUCUGUUAAAUUUUGACGAUCCUUUGAAUAUUGAAGCAGCAGAACAUCAUUUGAGAGAUAAGGAUGAAUACCGAAAUAAAGUUGAGGACUACAUCAAGCGCUAUGCCAGAUGAUGCCAACUUUGAAUCUCUGAUCCCUCUCAAGAGCAGUGGCUAGCCUCUGUGGGGUCUCCAGAGCCAUAAGGGGGAGGAAUGUGAAAAUCAUUGGACGGCUUUAAUGCCCUCUCCCUGCCAGACUGAUACAAACAUUUUACCUCUAGCCCCUGCACUCUAAUGCCAUCCUUGUGCCCAGCCAAAAGGAGUCUCAAAACUCUACCCCCAUAAAAAAACCCCCCCCCCAUUGGCUAUUGAUGUGUGUUUUUUUUUUCCCCUUUUCCCCUUUUCCUUCUUUGAGUGGGGCUAAUAAUGCUUGCUUGUUUUAUAUCUCCUACAAUAUACGGAGUGUUGUAUGAAUUCUAACAAGUUGUAUUGAACCUUUAGAAAAUCCAUUCACGCUCAAAAACAUCAGUUAACAGGUGGUCUUGGGUCAAACCUGUGCUUUUCAGACUUGAAGUACAUAAUCUAUAAGCCUCUUGUAGGCCAGAACCACCAUAACUGCUUGAUGCCUUUUUCAUUCAAAAGGAUGGUUUGCUUUGUAGCUGACUCAUUAUAUGAUCCAGUAACCGUUAAUACGGGGUUCAUUUUUUGCCUCUUGUGGAUACUCCAGCAUAGAAUGUAACAGCAUAAAAUGUUUACAGUAAUAAUUGGAGAGUAAGACCCACCUACGAGGCUAGAGCUAGACACCAAAUUCAUGUGUCAGGCCUCACUUGAUCAGUAGGCUUGUUCAACAUCGUCCUGUAGUCCAUUCUUUUUAAAAAAAAUAUUUUAUCUGUGUGCUGACAGGUCUGGGGUGAGACAAUAUGCAGAUACUCUGCCAGUGAAAAGUUGCUAGUGCACAGGGUGAGUUUCACAGAUAACAAGACAUGGGUGAACAAUUCUUCUUACUGUGAUAAUGCAACUUUAACUUAUUAUUCAUGUUUAAAGGAGCUUGAUGGAAACUCUGUAAUCACACCCUGCCAAUGUAUAUGGGUUAUAUAAAUACAAAGAUAUGCACUUUCACUA
Nanorana parkeri is the source of this 1735-nucleotide messenger RNA. RefSeq names its product ubiquitin conjugating enzyme E2 F (putative) (gene UBE2F). Gene Ontology annotation, biological process: protein neddylation. Gene Ontology annotation, molecular function: NEDD8 transferase activity. Gene Ontology annotation, cellular component: nucleus. Lineage: Eukaryota; Metazoa; Chordata; Amphibia; Anura; Dicroglossidae. The transcript is spliced from 10 exons. The record is from RefSeq and is a predicted model, not a curated record. The coding region runs from base 191 to 748 and encodes 185 amino acids.